AUGCAAGCUGUUACUUGGAAGGCAGCAGGUCAACAGGCUGCUGCUUUUCAGUUCUCGCGAUGGGCUUAUGUGUUAUAUGCUGCGAUGUUCUUUGCAUUUUUUGGGUUCACAGCAGGAGCAAAGAAGAACUACCGUCUAGUUAUCAACUUUUUCGCCAGUCGCCAUGAUAACAAAAUUGUGCCAGGAAUUACUGAAAAUAGAUAUAAACAUUCCGAGUCCGCUACCUACCACAUGUCAUUGUCUUCGACAUUCAAUACGCAAACACCUGACAAUUCUUACUUACAGAAUCCUUACUUACUGCAACGUCCAUCGUCCGUAUGCACGGAUAAUCCACAUCGCGCUUCUCAUGACUCGUGUCCUCUAGAAUUAUCCGCGCAGGUAUAUCAUACUAGCUGCCUCGCUGGUAAUGUCAGGGAAGCAGGGCAUAUGCCAUCUACACCUUCGGUACCCGCAUCACCUGCACCUGUACUGGACAUCAUAUUGGUUUUACGCCGCGACUCGACGCCUUUGGACCGGGUUCAUGCUGGUGGUCAGGUUGUCCAGGAUAACGGCAUAGAUGGAGAGAUGGCCGCUCAAGAUAACGGCAGCAAGCUAGAUAAGCUUGAAGGGAGAGGUGUUUUCUCGUGCGCUAAUAGGUCGUACAUCGACCAACUGACUGGUUCUUGA
Molecule: messenger RNA, 666 nt
Organism: Serpula lacrymans var. lacrymans S7.9
Lineage: Eukaryota; Fungi; Basidiomycota; Agaricomycetes; Boletales; Serpulaceae
Exons: 3
Coding region: 1-666 (221 amino acids)
Source: RefSeq, a predicted model, not a curated record